This is a messenger RNA of Hippocampus comes (tiger tail seahorse), 1839 nucleotides long. Its product is annotated as hepatitis A virus cellular receptor 2-like. The record is from RefSeq and is a predicted model, not a curated record. Gene Ontology annotation, biological process: cytoskeletal rearrangement involved in phagocytosis, engulfment; apoptotic cell clearance. The transcript is spliced from 13 exons. The coding region runs from base 1 to 1143 and encodes 380 amino acids. Gene Ontology annotation, molecular function: phosphatidylserine binding. NCBI's taxonomy places the organism in Eukaryota, Metazoa, Chordata, Actinopteri, Syngnathiformes, Syngnathidae.
AUGGCCUCCGGAUCGGCUCGCCACCGUCUCACGCCUCAGAUCUUCGCCGCCGUGUUGCUCCUCCUGUCAGAUCAGGAUCCGUAUUGUAAGUCAUGUAAACAAUAUUUGCAUCUCACCGCAGGUGGCGUUGCUCACGUUUCCUGUUUUAAAGUGCCCGAAGGUGGCGUGGCCUCCCUCUCCUGUCAAUACUCGGUAAAACGUUUCGGCUUGAGUCGGGUGUGCUGGGGCCGCGGCUGCGGGACCCUCUGGUGCAGCAACAUCCUGAUCCAGACUGAUGAGAACGGUGUUAUCUCCAAGGCGGACGACCGCUACCGGCUGACGGGAGACGUCCUCGAAGGACAAAUGGACCUCGACAUCGCAGACGUGAGACGGAGUGACAGCGGGCCGUACUGCUGCAGGGUGGACAUCGACGGGCUGUUCAAUGACAAGAAGGUGAUCAUGAACCUGAGGGUGGUCAAAGCUUCGAUCAACAGUCCUACAACAACAUUGUCAACAACAUCAACCGCGACAACACAAGUCACGGAGGUGUCGACUUCUGCAGUUAACAGGCAAACACUGCCGCGGUCACCUCAGCUCGACCUUGUCAAGAGGAACUCAACAAUUCUGCACUCCACCACCAUCACGGUGGUGAACCCUUCCGCAACACUCUCCCUUCACGUCAACGUUCCUGUCCUGUCACUCUCUCUCACCGUGCUGAUAACGUUGGCUGCCGUUUUCCUUUCUCUGGCCUUCAAGCGUGGGUUAUACAGACGGAGCGGCUGUUUUUCAAGUGAGGAACCUCCUCGAUUAUCUCUUCUGUCCCUCUCUGUCACUUUUUUUCCACUCUGUGUUUUGGCAGUUAACAGGCAAACACUGCCGCGGUCACCUCAGCUCGACCUUGUCAAGAGGAACUCAACAAUUCUGCACUCCACCACCAUCACGGUGGUGAACCCUUCCGCAACACUCUCCCUUCACGUCAACGUUCCUGUCCUGUCACUCUCUCUCACCGUGCUGAUAACGUUGGCUGCCGUUUUCCUUUCUCUGGCCUUCAAGCGUGGGUUAUACAGACGGAGCGGCUGUUUUUCAAGUGAGGAACCUCCUCACAUCAUCUACGAGAUCAGGAUGAGAAGACCUGUUCAGGAGAACAUCUAUACUCUUGACUAGACUCAAUCACAAAAUAUCACCCAUUGUUUUGACUAUCUGAUUUAUUACAGUACAGUACUUUUUUUAUUUUUUAAACAGCGUCAACUGAAUUAUGUUUUCUUGUUGUUGAACUGUGAAUAAAUCGACCUUUGUUCACAGGCUGCUGGUUAUAAAUUCAUCAGUUCAGGUUUGAAAAAGUUGAGAGAACUCUAGAUGAAUGUUUAAAGAGGAUAAUCAACUUGCACAAAUGUUAGGGCUACGCUAACAAGAAUUUUUUUGAAAAAUCGUAAUUAUGGGGAGAGGGGAUUGUUACGUUACAAGAUUAAAGUCACAAAGUUGUGACAAUUAAGUUGAGUGGGGGGAAAAAUAAUUCUAUAAAUACAUAUUUAAACAAUGCACAGUGCAUAAGAAAAAUAAUGAUACAAGAAUAGUAUCACAAUGCUGGGGGAAUUACCGGUAAGUCAUACGAGGAAAAAAAAAAUCUAAAACAAUAUAUUUUUUUCGUCCCAGAAAACUUUAUGUUAAGAGUCAUGAUAUUUACAGACUAACGUCAUAUUUUUCAAAGCAAUUAAGUCAGUGCAUUACGAGACAUUAUGAGAUUGACAUAACUUGUCAAAUUUAUAUGAAAAUACAGCAUGGCAAUGUCCUCAUGGCAAUAAAAUGACUUUGCAUUUGGAAUUCUGACUUUUUGUUUCUUUUGUGUGUGUGUGUGUGUGU